AUGUCCGAUCCCUGUAAGCGUGAGGCUUGCGACAUUCAACGAUGUCUGCUUAGUCACAACUACAAUGAAGAGCCAUGCCAACCGUUGAUCGACGAUUUGUACAGGUGCUGUUUCAAAUUUUACAAGGCGAAUGGCAAUGGAGGCAAGACACCUUGUUGUCCCAUGCCAGACCUGUUGGAAUUGAAGAUGGAGCAGCGGAACCUGAAACCGGACGUAAACAUCGACAGCUCCAGCACCACUGGCGGCUUCAAGAAACGCUAA
This is a messenger RNA of Zygotorulaspora mrakii, 261 nucleotides long. RefSeq names its product Cmc4p (gene CMC4). The record is from RefSeq and is a predicted model, not a curated record. Gene Ontology annotation, cellular component: mitochondrial intermembrane space. The transcript has a single exon. The coding region runs from base 1 to 261 and encodes 86 amino acids. Lineage: Eukaryota; Fungi; Ascomycota; Saccharomycetes; Saccharomycetales; Saccharomycetaceae.